AUGGACUCGUCCCUGUUCAAGAUGAUCAUCUUCCUCUGCUUAUUCUUCUCCGCAUGGAUCGUAUUCAUACUACUAUGUAAGCUGCCCCACCCCCCACCCCACUCCAUCCCGUAUCCUCAGCCACUGCACUUGAACUGACCCCCUCCUCCUGCCCCUUGCCUCCUGGCCCCCUCCUCCGCCACGAAGCGACCUGUAUGGGUCCGUCCAUAUUCCAUCUCCUCCGCUCUUUCUUCGGCCUCGACCCCGAUCCCAAUCCACGUCAUCCUCGUUCAAGUUCUUCAAACAGUCGGGGGGAGUAUACCGCAGUUCGGAAUCUGGGAUUGGGGUUUGAGGGAGGGAGAGGGGGUAAUGAGGGGUGGGAGAUGAGUGCGUUGGGAAAAGAGGGGGAGGAUGACUGA
Molecule: messenger RNA, 398 nt
Organism: Microbotryum saponariae
Lineage: Eukaryota; Fungi; Basidiomycota; Microbotryomycetes; Microbotryales; Microbotryaceae
Source: the annotation of a GenBank genome assembly